Molecule: messenger RNA, 723 nt
Organism: Drosophila santomea
Lineage: Eukaryota; Metazoa; Arthropoda; Insecta; Diptera; Drosophilidae
Product: N-alpha-acetyltransferase 20
Exons: 2
Coding region: 81-551 (156 amino acids)
Biological process (GO): N-terminal peptidyl-methionine acetylation
Cellular component (GO): NatB complex
Molecular function (GO): protein-N-terminal amino-acid acetyltransferase activity
Source: RefSeq, a predicted model, not a curated record
GGCCACUAGUUUGUCAAUCUAUGAGUUAUCCAAAAAAAAGUAAAACUACAUAAUGGGUAUGAUCAAAUUUGUUGUACGUGAUGACUAGCUUUCGGGAAAUGCGAUUCGAUGAUUUGUUCAAAAUUAAUUCCUUGGUUUUCGAUGCUCUCACCGAGGUCUACAGCCUGACCUUCUUUGUGAAGCACCUCUCGCAGUUUCCAGGACUUUCCCAGGUGGCCGAAGCUCCAGGUCCUGAUGGCAGACCCAUGGGCUAUAUAUUCGGCCAGUAUCAGCUCAAGAAAACCCAAGAACCCUAUGGUCAUGUGGCAGCACUGACUGUGUCAUCCGAGUAUCGACGUCUUGGACUGGCCACAGCUCUCAUGGAUUAUUUCUUUAUGGUCUCAGACCUCAAAGGAGCUUCCUACGUAAACCUCUUUAUGCGAAUCAGCAAUCAGGCUGCCUAUCAAUUGUAUACCUCCAUGGGCUACGCUCAUCGGCAAACAUUCGCGGACUAUUAUCCGGAUGACCCGCAGCCGGAAAGUGCCUACGAAUUGAGAAAAUUACAUAGCUAAUUAAAGAACGUCCAUUGAGGUGAAUUUUUUGAAAGGAAGAUCAAUUUCCGUUGACGCACAAAGGCGAACUAUAGGUCGAAAUAGAUAAAAAUGUUGUUGGGUGGACAUCAGUCAUAAAGUACAUAGAAGUACUCUUUGGGUCAUCACUCAUACGCCAUGUUACGUUGCUACU